AGUUCACUAUCGAGUCUCACGAAAUGGAUAAGCUCCUCCCGCCAUUUGCCUUCCCAUGCAAACCCUUUCUUCAGUUCUCCUUCCUAUUUAUACUCUCUCCACUUCCCUAUCUCUCUCCACAUCCAACAUUUCAAAAAUCUAGUGAGAGAAAAAAGAGAGAGCAUGAAGAAGUCCACUACGACGUCGUUUAACCUCUCCCAAACGCAGACGCCAACGCAGACGGUGUCUCCUUCACCGCUGAAACAAACAAUAGCGGUUGCCUCAAUCGCAGCCGGUAUACAAUUCGGAUGGGCCCUACAACUCUCUCUUCUCACUCCUUACGUUCAGCUUCUAGGCAUCCCUCAUAAAUGGGCCUCACUCAUAUGGCUAUGUGGGCCCAUUUCCGGAAUGCUUGUUCAGCCCAUUGUUGGUUACCAUAGCGAUCGCUGCCAAUCGCGUUUUGGUCGCCGUCGUCCUUUUAUCGCGGCCGGAGCUGGGCUCGUCGCUAUCGCCGUCGUUCUCAUUGGCUACGCCGCCGAUGUCGGUGCGAUGUUCGGAGAUCGAGUCGAGGCGACGCCGAAAUCGAAAGCAAUCGCUAUUUUCGCCGUCGGAUUUUGGAUCCUCGAUGUCGCGAACAACAUGCUUCAAGGACCUUGUCGAGCUUUACUUGCCGAUCUCUCCUGUAAAAGCGGAAAGAAGACGAGGACGGCGAACUCUUUCUUCUCCUUUUUCAUGGCCGUCGGAAAUGUCCUUGGAUUCGCCGCCGGAGCUUUCACGCAUCUCCACGACGCGUUUCCUUUCACGAUGACGAAAGCUUGCGACGUUUACUGCGCCAAUCUCAAGAGCUGUUUCUUCUUCUCGAUUCUCCUUCUGAUGACGCUUACGGUGCUCGCUCUCUGGUACGUCGACGAAAAACAGUGGUCGCCGGAGACUGAGGCAAACGGCGGAGAAGAAGAAGAGGUAGACGACCAGAACGAGAUAACGGAGGAGGUAACGGCGUCUACACGAGUUGUUAAACUUCCGUUAUUUGGGGAAUUAUUCGCUGCGGUAAAGGAUAUGAAACGACCAAUGGUUAUGCUUUUAGUGGUGACGUGUUUAAACUGGAUUGCUUGGUUUCCUUUUCUUCUCUUUGACACUGAUUGGAUGGGAAGAGAAGUGUACGGUGGUGAUUCAGGUGGAAAUAACGACGAUGCUCGGCGCGUGUACAAUAUCGGCGUACGCGCCGGCGCGUUGGGGUUGAUGCUUAAUUCCGUAGUUCUCGGAAUCACUUCUUUGGGGCUUGAGUGGUUGGCCCGAGGCGUUGGUGGUGUGAAGCGGUUAUGGGGAAUCGUUAAUUUCAUUCUCGCUUUCUGUUUGGGAAUGACGGUGCUGAUUACGAAGUUGGCUGAAUCGAGCCGCCGUGGCUCUGCCGUGUCAGAGUCAGUUCCUCCGCCGGUUGGUGUUAAAAUUGGGGCUUUGUCGCUCUUUGCUCUCCUCGGUGUACCCCAAGCUAUAACUUACAGCAUUCCUUUCGCUUUGGCAUCGAUAUUUUCUUCUUCUUCUGGUGCUGGCCAAGGACUCUCGUUGGGGGUUUUAAAUCUUGCAAUAGUUGUACCUCAGAUGGUGGUGUCGGUGGGAGCAGGACCGUUUGAUGAGAUGUUCGGAGGAGGAAACAUUCCGGGAUUUGUGUUGGCGGCGGUGGCUGCGGCCGUGAGUGGAGUUUUAGCACUCACCGUGCUCCCUUCUCCACCGCCGGAAGCAGAUAUUCUCAAAGUUUCCGCCAUGGGAGGACAUUAAUUAGCUUGUUUAUCUUUAUUAUCUGGAAAGAAGAGAAGUUUGGGUAACAUACUAUUAACUUCUAUUUCCUGACACAUGUAAAAGGCACUCGUUUAUUUCCGCAUUAAUGAGAAGUAAAUGUACUCUUUUAGAUAAGACGAAUCUGUUCCUAAUUCGGCAUGCAUCAUUAACUGAAUGUUACAUGAACUUUUUUUUUUUUUUUUAAAGUUACAUGAACGUUGACAUAGAAC
This is a messenger RNA of Thlaspi arvense, 1985 nucleotides long. Lineage: Eukaryota; Viridiplantae; Streptophyta; Magnoliopsida; Brassicales; Brassicaceae. The record is from the annotation of a GenBank genome assembly.